AUGUCCAACGCGGAGCAGGAAUGGAAGCCCAGGGUUCGGCCUCAGUCGACCAUGGCGCAGGCCUUCUCGACAGCGCUGGACAGCGCCUUCUCCUUGGAUUCGGAAGUCGACGAUCUUUCCAAUAGCAUUGACCAGAAAAAAUACCAGAUGAUGAUCCAGAGCCGCCAGCUGGAGGAGCUGCAGGCUCGGAUCCGCGAGGCGGAGAACCGCCUCAAGAUGCGACAGUCGGUCCAGCUCGGGGCCAAUGACGUUCCGGAGAAGAUCGAAGAGGAGGGGGCGGAGAGUGCUGCUCAGCAGGACAACCACGAGUCCCAGGCCCGGGAGCAGCAGCAGAAGCAGGAGGAGGAAGAAGAAGGAAAGGAGAAUGACUCGUGA
Molecule: messenger RNA, 375 nt
Organism: Penicillium lagena
Lineage: Eukaryota; Fungi; Ascomycota; Eurotiomycetes; Eurotiales; Aspergillaceae
Exons: 4
Coding region: 1-375 (124 amino acids)
Source: RefSeq, a predicted model, not a curated record